AAUGAAGAAAGCAUUCUACUUAUUUGCAAAUACAGUUACAUUGUUGAAGUACGCAUUCCAAGACUUUAUGAAUUUCAAGGGAAAAUUACUUUCCGAGAGACGUAUUUUAUUGAAAGCAGAGAGGCACAAGUUCAUAAAUUAAAUGGAUUAAGGAAAUAUCAUGAGUUAGGUGACAGAAUAUACGACAGUGACUGUGAAGAAAAGCCUGACUUAAAUGAAGCUGGAAAACAAGUAUUAGUAAAACUGAAGUAUGCUGCAAAGAAAGAGGCUAGAGAGAAUUUGGAAAAGGAAUUAGGUUUCUUUGGUCCCCUCAGCCCACCAAAAAUUCUUUGUUGUUUGAUGUCAGCUUAUUCAGAUCGUAUUUGGCUCUCACUGGGAAAAGAAGAUUUUGGAUAUCUUUUUGAAUUUGCUUUUCCAGGAAAAUUGAGUGAGGAACCUCUCGAAAUGAUUCCUGUUAGCGCUCUUGAAAUACUGACGGCUGAAAGAAUGAAUGUACUAUGUUUAAAUUACAGUCCAUGUGGAAAAUUUUUGUUUAUGGGUUUAGAAAAUGGAUGUCUUAAUGUUUGUCGACUGGAGAAUUCACAUAUUCCAUCCUCUGGAUAUGACUUUGCUAAAUAUCAAGUUCAUGAUGCUGAUUAUGGUUCCAUCAAACAUUUAAAAGUAUCUAAUGAUGGCAGCAUAAUUGUUACAGUGGGGGAGGAUGGAAACAUUUUUGUGUUUAAUUUCUGCCUGUUUAAAUACAAAGAAGUUACUGACUAUGGAGAAAUGCCACUGUUUACAUAUGCUGAAGGUAUUGGAGAUAUUGAUGGGAAUGAAAUCCUUUCUUGUGAAGAAGAAUUAGUAAAGAACUUAAAUGGAAAAUAUAGUAUUAUGAAACAGCGAAAUAUAUCUAUAAUGGAAGAUCUAAAGAAUGAAUAUUUACUCUUUAAAGAACAAUAUAUGGCAUAUUGUAAUGCAUGUCAAGUAUCAAUUAAGCGAGUACAUCAUAUUCCAUUAGAAUUGCAAUUUCUCAUUCCUCCUUUCCCUGUGACAGUUGAGAAGUUUGCUAAAGAAACCAGUUCAUGUCUUAAUGCUUUAGAUUUGGAAUGUGAGAAAAAUAUUGUGAAAGCCUCAUUACUUGAAGAAAAAUAUUUCCAAAUUUUUAAAAAUAGAAUUGAAUUUCAAAAAUCAUCUAUUAAAAGUGGAGAGAAAAUUAUUUGGAACUUUCGAAGAUGCAGUAUGCCUUUAGAAUUUCUCAGUAUUUUGUCACAAGUGCAUUCUAAGGUGUUUGAAUUAAGAAGUGAGAAGAAAGAUGUGCCAUUAGAAAAACCGAGGGAUAAGAAGAAAAGUGAGACACUUUUGAACCUGGAAAAUCAGUUACUUGCAACAUGUAAAUCAUUAAUUGAGUAUCCUGUAGACAGUCCAGUAUCGGAAGUAAUUUUUAAGUAUAAUAAGAGGAAAGAAAAUUAUAUUAAAAUUUUAGAAGAGCAUAUUGCUGCUUACGAAGCAUUUGAAAACAUAUCUGUGGAAGAAUCCCAAUAUACUCAAACAAUAGCAGAAAUAGAGUCUUCUUAUUUCAAGUUCAAGGAUAGUGAAGUUUCGCAUGAAACAUAUUCUAAAAUGUGUACUUUCACAGAAAAGAAGGAAAAAGUGGUGUCAUUUAUGAAAAAGGUUUACAGAAAGUGUGAAGAAUUCAACUUAAAUCUGAAUUCUGCUUUUCUAAAUGAAAUAGAAAGUGAUCCUGAGACAACUGAAGGUUAUUUUUGCAUUGGCAAAGAAUAUGCUAAAUAUUUGGAUUAUAAGGAUGUGCACAUUUGCAGAAUUAAAAAUGAAAACAAAGGAAAUACUGCUGUUAAAAAGAUUUAUUGGUCAAGUAUUAAAUAUAGCCAUCAUCAGAUGAAAUAUACUAAAAAUAAAGUUAUCAGGAAAUGUGAGUCAGAUUUAUCAGUAACAAGAUGUACUACACAGAAUGAAAACAGUCAAGUGGAUUUUAGAAGUAACUUGCAUGCUAUUAUGUAUAUUAUCAAGCCUAAGAUAAAUUGUGAAAAAAAGUUUGGUGAUAUUAGAUUUUGCUUGGAGUGUAUUGAAUUGAACAAUAUUAAGUACACUUUAGCAAAAGAAAGAAAGUGGUUGAAAGUAACAGAAGAAUUAGAAAAACUUCUGAGUGCAGAAAAUAAAGAUCUUGCUGUUAUUGAAGAUGAAAUUCUCAUAUUAAGGAAACAUCGGCAAAAUGAAAAGAAAAACUGGAUAAAUUUGUAUGAUGAUCUUAUUAAACUGAUAGGGAGAAAGCACAAGCAUAAAGGUUAUUAUAAGAAAGUUUUCAAGAAAAAAAUUAGACCUAUGACUGACAAAGAACCCAAUCGGCGCCAUACAAGUAGUGAAAGCUCUGGAAGUGAACAGAACAUCGAAAGUGAAGAUGAUUUUCAAGCGGUUGACAAAAAUGAUAUUGAUCAAGAGUUGCUGAGAAAAGUAACAUGCCUCCGAGUAGAAAGACAAGAAAUUGAGAAUAGAAUGAAAGAAUAUAAACGUAAAAUCAAAUCUGCUACUUUGAAACAGAAUAUUUCAGUCAGAAAAAUUCAGAAAAUCAAUGAUGCUUUUACUGCUGCUUUAAAUGAACUAAACUCUGUUCUGACUGAGAGGAUGCUUAUUCAGCAGCAUAUCAAGAGACCUCUUGUUUUAUAUCCUGAUAAUGUUCACUCAGAUUAUAUUGAUGAACCAGAUGAAAAUGUAGAUCAACAAAAGAGGCUUGUAGCCCAAGACAUGUCAAAAACUUACAAGAUUGUUUCAAAGCAAAUUGAUGUAACUAAUAAAUAUGUCGAACUCUCACUGCUAACACUAAUGAAUAUAAUAGUUUCUCUAGAGGUACAGGAUUUAAUAGAUAUUGCAUUUGUUUUCUUUCCCAUUUUGGAAUCUGUAUCAAUUUCAACGGAUACAUAUUUUGAAAGCCUUGUAAAGUAUGAUUCCUGUGAGAAAUUAAGUGAUAAAGAAGAAAAACUUGAAAAAAAGAAGCCGAACUUUAUUUCUCAUAUUCUAUCAACUCUAAAAGAACCAAGAACUGAUGCAAAAUUAAAAUUAGAGAUUGAGAAAGAAGAUUUGCCUUUCAUUAAAGAAAGUAAGCCAUGUAAAUUGGUAUCUCAUGACAUUCUGGAAACUAAGGCAAUUAAUAAAAUUGAUCUGGAUUAUUUUAAUACUGAUCUUGGUAUUACUAUGAAAGAUUAUUGCUUUGAACCUCUCAGCUCAUGGCGGGAAGUGUGUGAUGAUGCUGAAUUUUUGGGCUUGCUUGAUAAAUGUUCCUUAGAUUCUGUUGAUACUGACAAAAUAAUUUCUACUGCAACAAUGCGUUUGGAUUGCUCUGAUAUAUUGCAUGGUAAUUGCUCCACUACUCCAGAUUAUUACAUGUGUCCAUUAAAUUAUAGCUGGGAGAAAGAAAAUGAAAUUGAAAGUAAUGUAUCCAACACACAUCAUGAUGUUCAAGAGAUGCUUAUUGAAACUGAUAUUGCUGAAGUCUUGGAUAACCUGCUGGAAAAAGUUACUGAUAUAGAAGAAUCUUUGGUGAAAGAAGGCUAUGAUGAGCUUUCAAAUCUAGAUUUUCCAACUUUUACAGGGGGUGGUCUUAUUUUGACAUUACCUGUACUUAAGGAUAUGGAAAGAGAUGAUCCUGAUUCCUUUCCUUACUCAAAUUACUAUAAAAAAAUUGAAGAGUAUGAAGAGCUUUUACCAAAACCAGUUUAUGUGCAUAUUAUUCCUCCCAGAGAGUAUGAAAUAGAACCAGUACAUGACUUAAAGCUGAAACCUUUUAUUGAUUUUAUUGCUGUAAGAAAAGAUGACAUCUCUAAACUAUUGUUUAUAUUUUGUGAUUUAAAAUCAUCAACAAAUCAAAGAAAAUUUGAACUGAGGCUAUGUCUUAAGAAGGUAAUGGAAACUAAAAACAUGUUAAUUGCAAAGCAGCAAGAAAUGGUCAGUGUGGAACGUGAUCUGAAAAGGGAAAUGAUGAGCAAGUUUGGUCGUACCAUUGAUUUAAAUACUCUUCAAGACUCUAUCGAAAAUCCUCAUUAUAUAAUUAAAAAACACGAAAUGGAGUUGGCUUUAAAUUCUUUAAAAAAUGAGUUGAAUAGAGUAAAGGCUUCAGAAAUGUCUGCUAUAAAAUCAUUAGAUAAACUGUGUUUUGAAGAUACAAAAGUCUGUUAUGAGUUACUAGAAUUAAGAGAAGAUUUCAAGUUGCUAAACAAAAGUUACACGUCUAAAUGGGAGGUCCUUCCAAAAACUGCUGCUACAGAUAAAACAAAAAAAGAAGAGAAAGAAUGAUUGCAAAUUUUGUUAUUGCAGUUAUAAAUUUUAUUACUGCAUUGAAAUUCCUUUAAUUUAAGGUUUUUUUUUUUUUUUUUUUUUUUUUUUUUUUUUUUUAUUCCAUAUACUAACAUUCCUAUGUAGUAACAGAAUACUUUAUUAACUAAAUUAAAAUUUAAAGAACCAUUAAUUCUGUAUCAUGCAUUAUUGUACAUGUCAGCUGUGUUGGGAUUUUUUAUCAUAUAAAAUUCAAGAAGUUAAGCAAAAUUAGUUUUUUCAUUUCCACAUUGAAAGUAUUUCUUCAGAAUUUUUGUAUAAUCCUUUAGUCAACGGGAACCCAGCAACAUAUUUAGUACAGUAUGUAUUGUGCUACAGUACAGCUAAUGAGUUGAAAGUAAAUUAAAUUCUUAAAAUUCUUAAAAUGGAAUGCAAAAAUUAUAUAUUACUACCUUAUUUAAGAAGAAGUUAAAAAGGGUCCCCUAGGAGGCCAAAGCGGCUGAAAAUCGAAAGGGCUUUGAGGUGUACCAAAUAAUAAAAUUGUUUAACGGCUUUUCAUCCUGAACAAAAUGAUAUAUUACAACCUAUAUUUACAAAAAAAAUUAAAAAGGGGCCCUUAUGCCACCCAAUCAAAAGUGUGUGGGGUUGUGAUUCUUGGUAUCAUUACAGGAAGUAUGCUCUUUUUUAUAUAUUAUCUGGAGCAUUCAGCGGAGUCUUAGUGUUUCAUUUUUCAAUUUUUUUUCCCCCAGCUGAUUUUACACCUCUUUCUAACAUUAUAGUACUUCAGUUACAGCAUUAUAUGAUUUAUGCAUGUAGUGUUAUAUCUGCUAAAUUUUUUCAUAAAAUAAUAAUAUUGAAUUUAAAUUGCUUUCAAAGGCCUUUAACCAUUAUUUUACAUAAGUUUGUUCAUCUGGGUGGCAUCAUCAAAGUGCCUAAAAACAUAAAUUUCUUUUUUUUUUUAAUUUUGAAUUUCUAGCAAAAUUUUAGAAGUUUUUGACUUGGGCUCACAUAACUAUAUUCAAGCACCCAUUUCUAUAAAUGCACAUCAAAAGUAUGCAAAAAUAGAUUUAAAAACAAAAAUUAACAAUUGGUAGCUACCUGGAAACAAACUGUUUUAGAGGGGCAGUGGUAUAAAAUAUAAACCGGCUCUCAAAAUUCAGGAUUCCACUUUAGACUUUCAAUUUGUGUUCUUAAGGCCCUUAAGUUACAAUUGAUGCAAAGUUUUACCACAAUAUAAAUUCUUUUUUAUACUACCCCUGAAAGGGUUAAAGCAUUUUAUGACUGUAUUAUCUCAUUAUCACAAAUGAGCUAAAUGCAAUAUUUAAUACAAGUAUUAGGAUCGAAAUCUGCAUGUGCACAUUAUGUGCUAGAUAUAAAAAUGGUAUAUUUAAAAAUGAGAAAAAAGAAGAACAUACAAAAAUUAGAUUUCUACAUGUACCUGUUUAUUUCAGAGAAAUAACAUACCUUAUAAGCUUAACACAUUGACUGCUUAUCACACGCUUGCGCGUGGCGUGGCGCUAUCGCUGAAAAGCCAAUCACGCGCCAGCGCGUGAUGUGGGGUGAUGUCUCAGUAGCCAGUCACGCGCUGGCGCGGGAAAAUCCACUUCUGAUUAUUCAUUCUCUAGUUCAUUUGGCAUUGCUUUCAGGGUAUUUCUGCUGGUAUUGGCAUGUAGUUAUGAUUAGAAACUAUCUGUAAAUAAUCGUGGUUUCGAAUUUAAUAUUUAAUUUUUGAUUGAAAAAAUAAUCUUGUGAUAUGAGUUAUACAGAUGAUAAUUGUGCAGGGCCUUUGCGCCCCAAAAAAAGAAAAGUUCAAAAUAAUAAGAAUUUAACGGAUGAUGAAAUUGCAAAUUUGUUGGCUGAGCUAUCGGACGAGUACCCGAGUGAUUAUAGUUACGACGGCUACGACAGUGACAGUGACGAAAAAUUCAUUCCUCCCAAUGAUGCCCAUGAUAUUUCGGAUUCUGAAGAUGAAGAUGAUGAACAAAUCGUUCAAGGUGCAAC
Messenger RNA from Stegodyphus dumicola, 6264 nucleotides. RefSeq lists its product as uncharacterized. The record is from RefSeq and is a predicted model, not a curated record. NCBI's taxonomy places the organism in Eukaryota, Metazoa, Arthropoda, Arachnida, Araneae, Eresidae.